Messenger RNA from Tricharina praecox, 666 nucleotides. RefSeq lists its product as uncharacterized. The coding region runs from base 1 to 666 and encodes 221 amino acids. The record is from RefSeq and is a predicted model, not a curated record. The transcript has a single exon. NCBI's taxonomy places the organism in Eukaryota, Fungi, Ascomycota, Pezizomycetes, Pezizales, Pyronemataceae.
AUGGCCAGUCUGGGGAACCUUUCACCGGAGCUCCACCGCCAAAUCCUCCUUUACGGCACGCAACCGUUUCGCUGGGCGCUAUCCAUGACCGACCGAUAUUUCCACGCGCUGAUCGGGCCGGUGAUUCUCAGCAAAGCCGAGACCUGGGACCUUCGGAUGCAGCAAGAAAAAUCCGACCCUGGCCGGUACCGCCGUGCAUGUUCCAAAUGCUUCCGGUUCCUUCAGUUCUACCACUUCUCGCGCAACCAGGCGAGCGCGCGGACGAAGCCCGAAAAACGCCUGUGCCUCGACUGCUUCGCGAAAAUUGACAAUCCGAAAUCAGGAAUCAAAUGGUUCUGUGGCGAUAUAGAGCAGUGCCCCGUUUGUCGCCGCUUGAUCUGCGAUGCCGAUGUGCCAUUGUCCGGGGUUUCGGAGGGGUAUCGUUGUCGCCCCUGCCUGAGGUUUCGCGCUAGAUUGCCCCCCACCAACACCACCACCGACGAUGGAACGGUGCAAUACGUCAAAUUCUUCCGUGACUGGCUGGAUCGUCUGGAUGUUAAGUUGCCGCCGAGACAUCUGUUGUUCCUCCGGCCGGAUUCUCUGAGACUGGACGAACAGGUCUCGACAAUGCUCGCGAGGUUGGAGGAUUUGGGCCCUUCCCAUUUCGAACGACUCUCUUCCCGUUGA